AUGUCAGAUCAACAAAAAGGUUUGAUUCAAGCUGUAAGUGAGAUAUGGAAUCAAGCAGAAGUUAGGUGUUAUGCUAGACACGUUUAUUGUAAUUUUAGGGAUGUAUUUGGUGGGGGGCAGGAACUUAGGAAAUGGUUUUGGAGGAUUGACAAAAGCACAACUGAAAUUUUUUUCCAAGCAUACAUUGAAGCAUUUAGAAAAGUUUCAGAGGCUGCUGCAAACGACUUAUUGAAUAGGAACUACAAGAAAUGGUGUAAAGCAUUUUACACACCACAAUCUUGUUUUGAUAGCAUCGACAAUAAUAUGAGUGAGGUUUUCAAUGCAUAUACACUUAACUCUAGGCAUAAACCAAUAAUUACUAUGUUGGAGGACAUAAGCGAGACUUUAAUGGAGAGAUUAUUUAAGAAAAGAGAUUUUAUUGAAAAGAAAGAGUGUUUCAUUUGUCCAAGAAUUCAACAAAAAUUGGAAGAUAAUAAGUUAAAGUCAAGGGGGUGGUCUGCAUUUAGGGAUGGAAGGUUUAAGUUUGGUGUGAGAGAUGGGAUAACUCAGACGAAAUAUGUCGUUGAUCUAAGAGAUAGAACUUGCAGUUGCAAUACAUGUCAGCUUAGUGGGAUCCCAUGUAAACAUGCAAUUUCUGCCAUUUGGAAGUCUGUGGAACAUCCCAAGCAGUAUGUUGCAAGCUCUUUUACCAAACCUGAAUAUUUGAAGGCUUAUGAUUUUCCUAUGGAGCCUUUGAAUGGACCUAAUGAAUGGCCAAUUUCACAAAUUGAAUCAAUUUCAUCCCCUCCAUUAAAAAAGGGACCAAGUGAUGAGAGGGUCUCACAAGUGGAUGUGCAACUACGAGCGGACAAUGAAGAUGGUCUUUCCGUCGUGUUUGUAGGCACAUUAUUUGUCUUUGGCUUGUAA
Messenger RNA from Chenopodium quinoa (quinoa), 906 nucleotides. RefSeq lists its product as uncharacterized. The transcript has 2 exons. The record is from RefSeq and is a predicted model, not a curated record. NCBI's taxonomy places the organism in Eukaryota, Viridiplantae, Streptophyta, Magnoliopsida, Caryophyllales, Amaranthaceae. Gene Ontology annotation, molecular function: zinc ion binding. The coding region runs from base 1 to 906 and encodes 301 amino acids.